Molecule: messenger RNA, 852 nt
Organism: Caenorhabditis bovis
Lineage: Eukaryota; Metazoa; Nematoda; Chromadorea; Rhabditida; Rhabditidae
Source: the annotation of a GenBank genome assembly
AUGGCGACUUCUACACUCAUCAAAGCCCUCGAGAACCCAGUUAAACGUAUUCUUAUGGUCCGUCCAACUCAUUUUGAGCUUAAAUAUUCGAUCAACCCAUGGAUGGACAUGAAACGAGGAGUCAACAGGGAAAAGGCGCUCAAGCAGUGGAAUAACUUGAAGACCACUAUUGAAAAUUGUGGGGCAAAAGUGGAAGUCAUGGAGCCGUAUGGAGCUGAAAACUUGCCGGAUAUCGUGUUCGCCGCAAACGCCGCCAUCAUAAAAGGCAAUAAGGCCUAUCUGGCAAGUUUUGCGCACCCCGAACGCCAAGGCGAGCGAUUCUUCUAUGAGCAAUGGUUCACCGAGAAUGGCUACGAAUGCGUAGGAGAUCAAGAUAUCCCAUCGGAAGGUGCCGGUGACGCGUUAUGGGGCGGCGAACAAUAUCGCACAUUGUUCAUGGGCGUGGGAACCCGAACCGACGUGAGGGCACUUCGCGAUGUUGCAAACAAACUCGACGACGGCUCAUUGGAUUGGAAAGUGAUCGGAUGUCGGCUUGUGGAUCCCAGGUUCUACCACAUCGACACCGCCUUCUGUCCACUUAACGAGAGCGUUGCAAUUUACUACCCAUACGCAUUUGAUCAUAUUACACGCCAUAACAUGCGUAACGAAACUGAUCUAAUCGAGGUAUCCCUGAAAGAGGCUAGGAACUUUGCAUGUAAUGCUGUAGUUGUUGGGCAAAACGUUAUAAUGCAUCAUCAGAACGAUGAAAUUGCUAAUAAGCUAGUCAAACUUGGAUUCACAGUGCGUUUCACGGAUAUGAGCGAGUUCAUCAAAUCGGGUGGUUCGGCAAAGUGUUGCACACUUCAAAUAUGA